Messenger RNA from Bolinopsis microptera, 1037 nucleotides. Its product is annotated as venom allergen 5-like. The record is from RefSeq and is a predicted model, not a curated record. Gene Ontology annotation, cellular component: extracellular region. Bases 117 to 1037 code for a protein of 306 amino acids. The transcript is spliced from 5 exons. NCBI's taxonomy places the organism in Eukaryota, Metazoa, Ctenophora, Tentaculata, Lobata, Bolinopsidae.
CUUUGGAACGUUUUUCGUAUCUGUAAAGGUGUGACUUUUCAUCCAUCGAACUACAAAAGAAGCUCCAAGGGUAGCUCCUUUACUUUUCCUAUUGCUAAUAUUGCUGGACUAGCAACAUGAAAAUUUCUAUCGCUUUGAUUUUCUUGGUUCUGUUCCUUGCGACUGCAAUCCAAGGACUUGACGGUCCCCUGAAACAAACUUUGAAGAAGCACAACAAAUACCGGACGAAGCAUGGUGUGGAAAAGCUUACGUGGGAUGAGGAGGUAGCAGAGUUCGCACAGACCUGGUGUGACAACCUGGCAGCGAAUGACAAGUUCGAACACAGCAAAGGCAGUGGGUACGGUGAGAACUUGUACAAGAUGUGGGGAUCUGGAGACGAUCCAGCUGCUGGGGCGGGCAAGAAAGCUGCGAUUAAAUGGUACAAGGAGAUUAAAGAGUAUGAUUGGGAAAAGCCAGGGUUUACCAUGGCAACAGGGCAUUUCACUCAGGUUGUAUGGAAAAGCUCGACCAAGUUAGGUUGUGGAAUCUCCACCAAGGAAAGCAGCGCGUGGGUCUGCUGCAAUUACUCUCCUCCAGGGAACUACCAAAAUCAGUUCGAGGAAAAUGUACCCAAGAAGGUGAAGAAAGAUAAGAAGAAGAAGGCGGAUAGUUUAGAAGAAGGCGACUUGGAGGAAGAGAAGAAGAGGGAGAUGAAUGAGAGAGGGUUGGAUGUAGCAAAGUUCGCCACGACCUGGUGCGACAACCUGGCAGCGAUUAACAAGUUCAAACACAGCAAAGGCAGUGGGUACGGUGAGAACUUGUACUGGAUGAGGGGAUUGGGAGACGAUCCAGCUGCUGGGGCGGGCUACAAAGCUUUGACAAAUUGGUACAAUGAGAUUAAAGAGUAUGAUUGGGAAAAGCCAGGUUUUACCAUGGCAACAGGGCAUUUCACUCAGGUUGUCUGGAAUAAAUCGACUAAGCUAGGCUGUGGAAUCUCCACCAAGGAAAGCAGCACGUGGGUAUGCUGCAAUUACUUUCCUCGAGGGAACUUCAGAUAA